Molecule: messenger RNA, 731 nt
Organism: Rattus norvegicus (Norway rat)
Lineage: Eukaryota; Metazoa; Chordata; Mammalia; Rodentia; Muridae
Product: disks large homolog 5-like
Source: RefSeq, a predicted model, not a curated record
AGAGGCCUGCAGACAGAUGUCAUCCCCUGAAAAUAUCCUAAACAAGGUGCAGGCCAACGAGGAAGAGGAGAGGCUGAAUAGAGAACUGGAGCUAACUACCAAGGAGAGAAAUGAGCUGACAGAUCGCCUCCUUUAUGUGACAGGUGGAUCCAUGAGCACGAGCCCCUACUUCAGGCCAAAUCCAUUUUAUGAAAACUUGAAGAUAAAGGAGAAACAGGUCAUGUCAUUACUGCACAACUUAGACACAAAGAACAUUGAACAUCGUGAGAAAUUUCAGGAGCUCAAGAAGGAGAUUAGCUUCUAUCGGUAAGUACUGGUCAGAAGGGCCCAUCACUUGUGGAAUGGCCAUGUCUGCCUCUCUUUGUUCUGGACCGGAAAGUCUGCAGCUCUGGGUCCAUGUCUUCUGCUGUUUAAAUAUCACUGUGUCGUGGGUCUUUUGGACUCAGUUUCAGUUCCAUAAGAGACUGUGACUUCUCAGCGCAGUGUCUAUGCAUCUUUAGAAGGCUCUGGAUAGAACUACACUGAUUCAGGCAUCAGAGUGUUAUUAGGCCAACCUGCGGCUCUGGGGUCAUACCAGGUUUAACAAAGCUCAAUGUGUGGACCACAUGGUUAGCAUGACCUCCCUUGGUUCUACUGUCCUCUUGUGGUUGUUUACUGCCUACUAAUUGAUGCUGUCCCGAUGCAUUGGGCUCUCAUGGGUAGUUGUAGAUCCCUUGUUCUUUUGGACAGAC